Molecule: messenger RNA, 525 nt
Organism: Vicia faba (fava bean)
Lineage: Eukaryota; Viridiplantae; Streptophyta; Magnoliopsida; Fabales; Fabaceae
Source: the annotation of a GenBank genome assembly
AUGGAAUCAAAAAUCAAGAAUUACUUGGAAAAUGUUGAAGGAUUCAUGGAUUAUACACGCAAGAGAACAAGAGGUGUUUCUGAAGAUGUUGAUGAAACUAAUAGGCCAAAUGCUACAGUUUCGAAUUCCUCUAACACCACACAACAUAUUUUCAAUGAUACUCUCAACAAGCUUAUGAUGUUUAGUGACUAUUACAUGGACUCCAUAAGCAAUACUCACAAAGAUUACAAAGGUAAGGAGAUCAUCUCAAGUCCAAGUUCUGGAACUGCAUCUCAUGCAUCUGGUUUUAGCUUUCUAAAAUUACUCGCUUCGGUGGAAAACCAAAGCCUGAAGAAGAAGACUAGUGACAUGAAUAUGGGAAGGCAAGAAAUGGUAGCCACAAUUGCAAACAGUGAUGAGGCUGUAGUUCAGCCUAAGCUUUUACUUUGUGGUCACUUCGAGCUUCCCAUUGUGAGACAGAAGAUGAGUGGAGGUAGUAAUGAUGCUGGUAGUUCCAUGGAGAAUCUUAUUAAGAUAAAUGAUUGA